Porites evermanni is the source of this 12946-nucleotide messenger RNA. The record is from the annotation of a GenBank genome assembly. Lineage: Eukaryota; Metazoa; Cnidaria; Anthozoa; Scleractinia; Poritidae.
AUGUCUAACAACGCAUGCUGUUCUUGCUGUCAAUUUAGUCGCAGAGAGUUUCGGAGCUGGUUGCGGCCUGUGGUGAUAUCAAUUUACUUUGUAAUCCUGUGUGUUGCUCUUCCACUAACUGUUUGGGAAUUGCACAAAAAUCGUGCUCAAACUCAUGUUCAGGCAUGGUUUGUCGCAGGAUGUUUUGUGUUCUUGACAAUUCCUAUUUCUCUCUGGGGAAUUCUCCAACAUUUAGUGAACUAUACCAAACCAGAGUUACAAAGACGGAUUGUCAGGUAAAAACUACAGUAGGUCCAAGACAUACUCGGAUUCAGUUUCACAGGUCAAGAUGUGCAACUACAGGGGAAACAAGGUGUCUCCUCUCACAUCCGCAAAGCCUUUUUCAAACUUCACUCUCCACAUGUGCCAAAUCUAAUGCACAUAAAUUAGAGCAUUCGAUUUUCCUCAUAAGCAUUACAUUUGUAGCGACUCAGCUGGCCCAUGCUUGGUCCAGACCAUUUGUGUAGUCCGUCUGCAAAUUAGUGCACAAGAGCUCGUUCUGAUAUCCAGCAGAGUUGCAUGGAUAUAUGUGAGCGUUUCUGAUAGUCAGGUUUCUUACGAGUUUCUUAUGCACCUCACAAUUGGCCCAAUUCUUAAGUGUGCAUGACAGUUGGGCACAGCGGUAAGGAGCAUUUACAGUAAACAAUGAAAUGGCAGUUCAAACUUGAAAACGUUCUUCUGAACACAAAAAAAUGCUUUGAGGGAAUUGCUUUGAGGCCAAAUACGUUUGUAAAUUUGCCGACUGGUUUUCCAGCGUCUUCCAAUUGCUACAGAUGCAUUGCUGUGUAUUCUGCAAUUUAGCCAACAGUUCUAGCGUCGAACCAAAUUAGAAAAUCAUGAUCUAUUCUUUGAUGUAAAAGCUACUCACAUGUAACUAUUCAGGUGCAGGUGUUUCAGAGAAAACCAACAAAACAAAGGUGAUUUAGCAGCGAUAAAAAGCUCAAGGCUUUAACAGAGAAAAAAGGAAACUAUUUUUAUGGUAUAAACUGCAUCUGUGAUAAAAUCCUGUCAGAAAACACGUUCAGAAACAUAAACAACAGGAACUAGUUACUCAAUAUGCAUGGAACAGACAGCAUUAUAACCUCAAAAUGUGUGAUUCGAAGCACCAAAAAUAAGACUUGUUCUACCUCAGUCACAGUUCAUAAUACCCAUGCACUGCAUGACUAUGUAAUUAAUUUCAAAAGUUUUAAGGCGCAAAACUAUAUAAAUAUAUUCAAAUAAAUUAUAAAAGAGAACGCAUAUUUUCUGACAAGUGCAACCAAUACUGACAUAGAUGUAUUAAGAGUAUUUUGUUUGUCUCAACAGAAUUCUUUGGAUGGUUCCCAUUUAUGCAACAGAUAGUGUAGGUAGAUGAUUUUUUUAUGUUUUCAUGAAAAUUAAUUUCAAAGGAAGGAUGAAAAAAAUAGAAAUAGUUUUAUAUAACCCAAGAGUUGUGAUCAAGUUGUCCACAACAGCCCCAGGCUACUUCUUAACUGUCAAUUGAGGGAUAAAAGGUCACUUAAGUUACUCUGGGCUACAUUUUGAGUGGAAGCCUUUAUCCCUCUAUGUGUAAGGAAGGUCAAGGUAUGCAAAAACUGAAUAGGGCCUGCAAAGCUGAAGCUAAUGAGCUUGUAUAAUAAUUUUGGUUGCAAGAAGCACUUACUAGGAAUAUCGAUACUCCCCCCUGGACUGAAUGCUCGUCCAUUCCAGGGUUACCCCAGCUAUAUGUCACUGGUACUUAUUUAUACGACUAGGUUAAGAGAGACAAAGUGGAACAAAGUUUCUUGGCUUGAAGCAGAAAACCACAAUGACAAGGCUUGAUCGUUCAACUACCUUUCGAUCUACUGAUCAUUCGGUGUUAGUUGUUCAACUACCUUGUUCCUAGAGUUCUAGUACAGUCAACUCUCUCAUAGCGACCACUUCUCAUGAGCAACCACCUCCUAGAAGUGACCACUUUCUCAGUUAAAUACUGUUUCAAAAACUCUCUUGUAAGGGACGACUUUUUUUGGUCAGAAAUUUGACUUAUUCUUCUGUUUUCUGUUUCCUAUAAGAGACCACCUGGCAUGACUGCAACAUUGCUAAAUAAGUGAAAUUUUUCUUAUUGUUUUGGUUGAAUCUCAUUCAAUCUUGGCCUUGUACAUUUGCAGUGCAUAACGAAAAAACCUUUGUUCCUGCUUUUUUAAAAGGCUAUAUUGAUCACCUAUUUGAUAACCUUCAGUCUGGAAAAAGAAAUUAUUGUUUUGGAAAACGGUCUGGAAAAAGUCUUGAAUGUUGGAUCAUAAAAUCUGUAUGAACCCUGCCCUUUGGUGUGCUUCAAGGCAAGGGUGGUCACUUUGGAGAGAGUUGACUGCUAGGUGCCUAUUACCCCACCCUAGGCCCUAUUCCAGACUCUAACUCUCCUUACUAGGUUACAGUCAAUCAUAUCACGCCCAGGAUAGGGGUGAAAGGGGUGUCGGCCAAUGGAUUUCCAAGUUAGGAUUUCUCCACCCCUUUUCUUGAUUAUACAGUAAAGCUUGCCUUGAUGGUCCUUGAACAUAAGAUAAAAACUGUUAAAAUAAAUAGUGUAUGCUUGCUUGGCCCCAAUAAAUGGCCUCUUAAUUUUACUGACUGGCACAUCUUUUGUGUUUCAGUGGCUCGCUCUUCGUUUUCCUAAGGCAGCUAUUUACUUGGAUUCUCUUAGAGAGUGCUAUGAAGCUUAUGUGAUUUACAAUUUUAUGACAUUUCUGCUGGCAUACCUUUCCUCUGAAUAUGCCUUUGAAGUGGUUUUGUCUGACAAGCCUCAAGUCAAACACUUCUUUCCUUGCUGUACCUUACCCCCCUGGAGGAUGGGCAAGUAUGGGGUCACGUAGUACUAUCAAUAUCCAUAAUCUAAACACUGCUUCUUAUGAAUUUCCUAUAAUAUGGCAUCAAUGAAGAGAAUAAUUCUUUUCACAGAAGUGACCUGAUUUAACAAAGUAGUUAUUGUCGUGUUAAAUCAGGUCACUUCUUUGAAAAGGUUGCACUAAAUGGUUACACAGUCAUGUGAUUCCAUAGAAGAUGCAUGCACAGGCUAGGGUGCAAAGGCAGUCAUUUUUUACAGCUUGCCAUUCGGGCAAGCUGAAGCUGGCAUUUACUAGCCCAAAUGUCAUUUCAACUGGCCCCCAAAAUUUUUUGAUGACCAGAAAAUGAUUUCACAGUUCUUCUGUAAGUUAAAGUUCCUCAAAAUACUUCACUUGCCCGUUGGGUACUGAGUUAAGAACUCAAUUCACUAGCCCGAUAGCAAAAUCCACUAGCCCCAGGCUAUCGGACACUACUUUCUUUGCAUGCUGAUGCAGGCCUGUUGAGAUAUCUUCAUUUUGCUGAACUGUAUGAGAUAUAGGAGUGGGAGGUGACAUCAUUAAUCCCAUUUUUAAAGUAUUAAAAUUUUAACAUUACUUUGAGGCUUUAGGGCUAAAAUUGCAAAUUUUUAUGACUCCAUUGUCUCGCAAUUCCCAGAAGAGACUUGAGCACAAAGAAAACCAAACCAAAUAUAGAAAAAUGAGCAGAAAGCCUCGGACUCAUUUAGACUUUUAAUACAGUAUAUCAAACAUGGGCUAUUCUCCCGUGGAACAGUAACCUAGUACACUGAGCUCACAGAAACUAACGCAAAAUCAGCUAUUACAAUGUAGCUGAGGAGAGUUACUGUAUCAGACCACACAGUGUGGGAUUUUUUGUUUGUUUGUUUUGUUUUGUUUUGUUUUCUUUGUUGUUUUUUUUUUUCAUGAAAGACUUUCAUCCACACACCCUGUCCAUGAGUUUACUUCGUUUGGAGUAAUGUCAAAAUGACACUUCUGCUCUUUUUCCAUCUAACGUUUAAUAAUUGUUUUUUGUAGGACAUUAAUAAGCAGGUGCAAGCAAGGCGCAUUGUCUUACACAGUUGUAAGAAUCAUCACCACAGUCAUUGCUUUGUAAGUAUGUUUAUUAUACGAGUAAUAACCAAAGGUUAUGAAGUACGGACGAGGGCAAGGGUCAAAAUUCUUUUACUCCAACACUGUGCUUUGUAUAAAAUUCCCGUUAUGGAUGGUCAAAACAUGCAUAAUUAGAUGAUGAGAGAUGGAAGGUCCAAACCUGCGUUAGAUUAGACGGCAUACUGUGCAUUCCAUUCAUUCUUAGUAGAAGUCUAAAUGAAGCUGGCUAUAUAUGUGUAAGCCAUGCAUGCGUAAUAGCAACCUGGAGAUUAUGAUUGCGCAGACCUUGUCACCCGCAAUUAACAUCAACAAAAUUCUUAGUGAGCUUUAACGUGAGAUCAUGAUAUCUUCACAUAUGACAAUAAUAAGUUAUCAGCUUCACCAGGAAAAGAUGUUGUUGGAAAAGAUAAUGUUAAGCUCCAAUAUCUACGUAAUAUACAAAUUCUCCAUUCUGCUGAUCUACACAGAUUUCUUGUAGAAUUAGUGGGGAGAAUUUUUCCAAAGAUUGAGGCAUUUUUCCCUUUAGAAAUCAUUUUGUUUAUUCUCAUAGCUUUUUCUCUAGAAUGUGUAUCAAUAUUUUAGGAGAAAAUUGAUGUUGGUUACUCUUGGAUCUUUAAGGUUUAACAAAUAAAUUGUGCUUGUCACAGCCAAAAAAUCUUUUUUAAGUGAAGUGGAUUGAUAUUUCAUUGGUGUUAAAUUGACAAAUAGAAUGUUACUUGUACAUGGCCAGUUGAAGACUGAAUUUCUCUUCUUGUGUUGAAAAGCGAAAUUUUUAUCUUUGUAUGACCAUGACUUGUAAUAUCCUCCGUAUAUUCAUAGCAUGCUUGUCUUGAAGCGUAAAUUAAAAUGAAUCCCUUGAAGCUAAAUAAAUGCACAUACAGCUGUACAUGAAACAGGGUGAAUGUCAAAAAACUGUUUUCAAAUUAAUUUUUUGUAGUUUCAAAAACUAAGUACUAGAAGUGUGACAAUAAUUCAGAUACCCCUUUUGUGAAAUAUAAUAUUAUUAAUUAAGCUCCAUUUAAAGGAAAUAUACAUUUUGUUAACCAAUUUUUUUCGUUGUUGUUAAUUUGAUUUUACUCCCCUUCUGUUGUUUAAGAAAAGUAUAUCCAAAAGCCAGGUUAAUUUAGCCCUAUUUAAUAUGCCACUCUUUCAAGGCUCUCUCUUUAACUAGUUAAGUAAGUGCUACAUUUUAACCUUUGCUUUUGUAUUUUGUAAUGUGUAUUCUAUUAGUAUGAAAGAAGGGAAAUAGAAAAAUUGAAUAAAUUGUAGUUUACCCGUGGAUAGAGACUAUUUGAAGACUUGCAAUACCUACAUCCUUGUGCUUUUCCUUGUUCAUAUCCAUCCCAAGGAAAAAGUCAUCAUGAUUAUCAUAUUAACCCAACUUUAUCACUGUCUUUAAUUACAUUUCUCUUUUCUUUGCCUAUUUUAGCUGCACUGAAUUGGCUGGAAAGUAUGAUGAAGGAAAUUUAAGCUUUAAAUCAGCAUGGAGUUACAUUGUAGUCAUCAACAACUGUUCUCAAGUGGUAUGACUGUAGCAGGUUUAAAUUUUGAUCCAGUUUCAUGUGUGCUUGUUUUAUAUAGACAUCGUGAUGUUAGAGUCGAUGCAUACAGUGGAAAUAAUGGGUGAAAAGGGAUGUGAAUUCCCUCAGCCUGUUGUAUUUUAUUAUCACCCCAAUCUGCAAUAAAUUGCACAGAAAUAAAAUCUAAACUUGCACAUAUCUCCAAAAAGAAUUUAAAAAACACAAAAAUUAGUUUACAUUAGUUUUUCCUCCCCUGUCCUGUUAUUACGGUAUCCUGUGUGGGAGGCACUGGUUAAUUUUUUUUGUAUAUGUAUAGUUGUUGCAGAGCGUGCUAGGGGAACACCUUUCCCCUUGAGAACGUGCAUAUCCUCAAAAUUUAUCACAUCGCCCUAAACAACAGGCCCCUGCUAUGCGGGCUAUCAUUAUGGUUCAGUUUGUACUUAAGGCAAUAAUUCCACCUGUGUUAGUUUUGUUUGACUUCAACACUUCUGUGGUAAAACAACAAUAAUAAAAGCUACAACAAUAAUGAAAAUGCAAGGAAAUUGUUGAGAGACAUGUUGGCAUCAAUUUACUAAGUAUAUGCUAGCUAAGAUUGUUAAGAUUGCAUCCCCAAAAUGUUGUAAGGCUACUCCUUAAGCAGUGUCUGCACUUGUUACAUGUAAGUUUGAUGUGCUUGACUAGAUAAUUUUCUUCUGACUUGUACUUCAUUUUUGAACUUUAUUCUUGUAAUGGGGUAAGGGUCUAGCCUGAUUCUCAGACGUCCGAGCUCAUUCAUGGUCCCUUUUGCUUCGGGAGAGGGAGAGAAGCAAAAGGGACAGCGAACGACCUCAGACGUCUGAGAAUCAGGCUAGUGAAGGUCUAGCUCGAUAGUUUUUUUCUCUCUUUCUUCUGUUUAUGGGGGGGGAUUUUUUUUUUUUUUAUGUAUUGUUUUGUGGUGGGAGAGGUUGUUGUCGUUUUUCAGGAGGUCCGGGUUAUUUUCGUGGCCUUUUGGGUUGGGGGGGGGGGAAAAAAAAAAAGGGAGAGGAAACCCCCCAGGAGUUUGGAAAACUGGGUGAGGGAGUGUUUAGUUGUAUUUUUUUUUUUUUUUUUUUUUUUUUUUUGGGGGGGGGGGGGGGUGGCUUUGGGUAGUUUUACCUUGUAGGGGACUACCUUGUAUAUGGUAUGUCUCUAAAUCAUUGUAAAUAUAUAAAAGAACAAUUUAACUAAGUUUAUUAUAUAAACACCCAUGAAAUACCAGGUGAGCUUUGGCCCGAAAACAUGAUAUCUUUACACGUGAAAAUAAAAUGUUUAUGUUAUUUUCACUUGUGAAAGGAUCACCGUUGCUAUGGGCACAUACAUCAUGCCUUUCACAACAAAAAACUAUUAAAAGAAAUGGUUGGGUAUUUCAUUGGUGUUUAUAUAGUACAUAGAACAUUACAUGGUCGCUAGAAGAUACAAAAGUUCUCUUCAAGUGUUGAAAACUAUUUCGCAAGUGAGUACAGUGAAUGAGUGAUAUAUUUCUUCAACACUUGAAGAGAAAUUUUGUAUCUCCACUUGGUCAUGUACAGAUGUAAUAUCCUCUAUAUUUGCUAGCUAGAUUUUCAUACUAGAACAAAAUUCUUGCUUUGGUUUCAGUGGGCUAUGUAUUGUUUGGUGCUGUUUUACAAGGCUGCUCAUGAGGAACUCAAACCAAUAAAGCCAUUUGGAAAAUUUUUGUGCAUUAAACUUGUUGUUUUUGCAUCUUUCUGGUGAGUGGGCUUUUCAGAUUACCAUACUUCCUCGAAUAGUAGCUGUCCCUCGAUUAAUCGCCUUCCUUGAAUAAUCGCCCCCUUUAGACGGAUAUAUUUAUAAUAAUCACCUCCCUUGAAUAAUUGCCCCCCCCCCACCCCUCUUGUCUUCUUCUCUUUCUUUUAUCCCCUCCCUGCCAAGUUAAAGUAUAGAGUCUGAUCAGUGUCAAUUCAAGCUCUAAUGCCAAGGAUACUGACAUUGAAAAUUAAUCAAGGAACCAAAUUUACAAAGCCUUACAAAGCCCAUAUGUGAUGGUGGCCUUUCCCCUUCUUUCCCCUCCAAACAAGUUACGGAGGGGAGGCAGUGGCCUGGUGGCCUUUCCCCUUCUUUCCCCUCCAAAUAAGUUACGGGGGGGAGGCAGUGGCAUGGUGGUCUUUCCCCUUCUUUCUCCUCCCCAUACUACCUUCCCACUCACUUCGUACGCCGAUUUUUUUCUUCUUUUUCCCCCAAGGCGGACCCUGGUCCCAGGCUACCUGGCAUGUAAACAAUAAGCCAACAGAAAAGACGUAUUUUCACACCAUAACUUUUCAAGAGGACACACAUCUUUAUUCCCAUUAUGUUUUUGCUUGUUAUGUUUAAGUUAUUAUUGUGUCGUUAUUAGCAUUUUGAUCAUUCAAGGAAAGACAUGACUGAGCUAAAAUUUCUCUGGGGGGGGUCAAAAAGAGCAGCCACAUUUACAAAUUUAUUUUGAGCCCUGCGUGACGGCUAUGUGCAAUUGGUCCAACAGAAAAAAAAUGUAUUUAGUGCUGAUGUUGAUCUUUGAAAUUUCAUUAGCAAUGCACAUACUGGUAAUUAAAGUAGAUUGUACUUCCUUAUAAUUUAUUUCUUUUACGAAAAGGAUAUUACCAAUUUAUAUCUUAAUGAGUUAUAGUGACUUAAGUGAACAGAUCAUAUCAUCAAUAUUCAAUAAUAAAAAUUAUCAUUUAUAUCACCAGGCAAGGUGUUUUGAUUGCCAUUCUUGUCAAGGUAUGUGUUUUUUUUGUUUGUUUGUUUGUUUGUGGUCUCCUUUGAACUUGUGAAUAACUCACACUGCUGAUGCCUGAUUUUGCAUUUUUGUUCACUCAAUACUAUAGCAGUUAUUGAAUGAGACUGAGUAGGAUGUGAAGAAUUAUGCAGAUCGAGGAGAAUGUUCCCCUCGGUGAUAACAGCCUCAAUAUGGUAUAAUUAUUGCUUGCAUCUUCCAAAUUUGGUCAAUGCUGGUUGGUUCUGAAGAAUUAGCCAGGGGAUUUUAGCAAAUCAGAAACCGCGAAAUAUUUUGAAUGAACAGUAAUUUAUGCCAUGAAAUGUCAUGGAUGAGAAGACAAAAUUACAUGUCCUCUUUUUGGAAUUUCAUGCUUAUUAAAUCCUCCAAACUAUAACUAUUUCCAGUUGCUGACCAGCACAUAUCAUUGUGGAUAAGAUUGGCGUGAUAAUCAAUUUAAACACACUGAGAGUAGAGCCUCCUUUUGCUCUGCUUGAAUCGUAUCAAGCCUUUGAAGUUGCCAAAGCCCAAAUCUCUGGACUAGUCAAUCUUGUUUUCACUCGUCAGACUGGUCUUAGCCUGUUAACAAGCUCUUCAUGGCACUCCAGCGGCCAAAAAGCUGGCUCCAAGGGACUUUGUACCAAGCACAGGCUAAUAGGCCUGGGUUUGAAACUGUAUCUCAGCAACAAGCAGCACAUGUUCAACAAAGAUCUUACUUGAUUCAUGCAGGGUCCUUCUUGAACAUGCCAAAAUCUAGCAAGUUGAAGAAAGUCUCUGUUAUAUUAUGGAUACAAAGUUGGUUUACAGCCAGGAACCCAAAAGUGUGACCUCCUUUAAUUAACUGACAUUCUUUCAUGCAGACAUGAACCAAUCAGAAGUCGAGGACAGUUUCCAGCUGGUUUCUGAUUGGAUUAAAUCUGUACAAAAGAAUUUGAAUAAAUAAAAAGCGGUCACACUUUUGGGCUCCUUACUGUAAAAACUGGAUCAAUUUAGGUUUCUGGGAAACUACCCACCUACCCCACCCCUAAGCCAACAUUUUGCCCUAAGUAAGAAGUAAGGUCUAAUGUUAGCGCCCACCUACCCCUCCUCUAAGCCAACACUUUGCCCUAAGUGAAAAGUAAGGUCUAAUGUUAGCUUAGGGGAGGGGUACGUCGGUUAAAAACUUGUACUCAUAUUUAAUAGACUCCUGCUGAUACAGUGAUUUAAUCUAAAGAUCCCUGUUAUCUUCUAGGUGGGAAUAAUAUCAGCAAACCAUACGUGGAGCUUUUACACUGUGGAGGAUGUUGCCAAUGGUAUUCAGGUGAGAAUAGGAUUUUCGGCCACUCGCUAAUUCACCUCAGAUCUGUCUAAAACUGCAUCAGCGGGCAAAGAAUUCAAAGUGGUGUCCGAUAGCCCGGGGCUGGUGGAUUUUGCUACUGGGUUAGUGAAUUCUUUUCUCAACUUGCCCAACGUGCAGGCAAGGUUUUUGGGGGAAUUCACUGUAAUCAAUCCUGCUCAUGGAAAAAUUUUUUUGGGCCAUAUGAAGUAACUCUUGGGCUAGUACAUUCUAACUACAGCUUGCCCAAAUGGCAAGCUGUAAAACUGAUUUUCUUUGCACCCUGCUAUAUACUUACUGGCUGGUGAAAAGCUGUAUGGCCGGGCUGCCUAACUACGUGAUAAUUUUACUUCAUAUAUGCAUGUAAAACACAACACUUGCCCGCAAAAAAAGCUGGUCUAGUCAAGUAGUGAAGAGGCUAUGCGUAUAGCCGGGUUCUCUAGGUUAGCGGUCGUUUCGACAAAAGUGGAUUCAGUCAUAAGAAAGGUUUCACGUGCUUGGCUUAAAGAACAAGGCCGAGGAAUAUUCACCCCCAAGUAUUUUUUCUCGUUCACGCGCAAACUAUACUUGAUCGAAAAUGUUGCGCAGUUUCACUGCUCAUGACUGCUUGAGUUCGUAUCGAAACGACUUGUAUAGAAAUGACUUUGUUUUUAAACGCUUGGUUCCUUUAGCCGCACCGUCUCAUCAAAAAGGUACGGCUACACAGAGGCUAGUAGUGACUGACAUUAUUAAUCACUACUGAUGGUCAACAGAAAGACAACGAUUAACUAAUUUUAAAAAUUACCGUACAGGUGUUAGAAUACCACUUAAGAAUUUGUACUCUCGUAUGCAGUUAAGACCACGUUUUACUGGCCCGGCCAAGCAAACGUCCAGUCAUCUCCUUGUUUUACAAGCUUGUUAACCCCAUAAGCCUAAUAUCCAGAUACCAAUUUUCCUGAGUGAUCUCCUUGCAUUUUUUUAAAUAGAGAGCUUUAGAUUUGAGGACGAGAACGAGUACGAGUACGAGAUUUAACUAAAAGUUUUUACGCAUGUUCUAUAAAAAAAGGUACCCCGGAAAGCUUCAUUUUACUUUUUUCCACCAAAAAAGUUAGUACGGUUAUUUAUGCUGAAACAGGUUAAGCCCUCUCCCGGUAGCAAAAUAAUAUAACUCUUACACUUCUUUCCGCAACUACGACAUUCUCGCAAUGGCGACGUCUAUCACGUUUUCCCGCCAAAAUGACGCUGGUUCACGCGUGAGCAAUACUCAGUAUUGAGGAAAUCUCGUACUCGUAGUUACCCUGGGUACCAGAGGUUUUUCUCGCGUGCGGCGGGUAUUUUUCGCGCUAGAAAAGUCUCUCUAACUCGUAUUCGUCCUCGUCUCAGAAUCUAAAGUUCUCUAAUAAUUUGUUGAAAGAGUUUGUUAAAAGAUCAAAGCAUUUUCCCUUCGUGAUCAUUUUAUGAAUUCCCAUUACUUUUUCUCUUAAGUUUAUUAUGUCGGUUACUCUUGGGCCUUAGAAGGUAAAUACGACCACCACGUUAUUUUCGUUACCAUUUUACCCCUUUCACACAACCCCUUGAAUUCUUUAUGUUAAUACUAGGCUUUCUAAAAGUCCUUGCUUUUUGUGGGCGCAAAAUUCACCGGUAACCUGCGUGGCAGUCGCAAAAAGGGGAGGAAAACGGGGAGAGGGAGAAAAGCGCAACCCCCCUCACUUUCUCACUUCCUCCCAAACCCCUUUUCUCUUUCGACGCCUGUUCCACCGGUGACGUCAGGAUGACGUAAGCUGCUGAUAUUUGACAGCACUCUCGACAAAACAUAUGUCAAUCAUUUUUCCCGCGAGAAUUUAUAAUAUGAUUCAAAUCCCUUCAGGCUAAUCAAGUCGACGUCGCGACUUCGUCGCCCGCUCAGUCGCUGCGCGACCUUAUUGAAGCUCGCUUCGCUCGCUUUCAAGAACUUAAAAGAACAAGUCUAUGCUAGUACAUGUUACAAAAGCAAUCGAUCUGGCAAACAGUAAUACUUUGUAAUAUUAAGUAACAAGUAAUACUUGACUGGACCAUUUCCUCCUUUUCUAGCUUUGACACUGGAAAAUACCUAUCCCUUUUUUUUUUUCUCUUCGACAUUUUUGUGUUCCUAGUAAAAAACGUUUCUAAAUCAAAAGUCUCUGAUGUCCAUACCCUAUCCCACACGCCGUGGCCUGAGUAUCACUGAGAAAUUUCAAGGGGGGGGGGGGGGGGGGGAAAGGGGGAGAGGGAAGGGGGGAAACCCAGGGGAAAAACCCCCCACCCCUUUAACAAAAACCAAACCCAAGGGGGGGGGGCACAAAACGUUUUUUCAAUGGGCGUUUUUUUUUCCCCCGGGGGAAAAACAUUUUGUGUGGGGCGGAUUUCCCCCAGGUAAAAAUUCCCCCGGNACUGGGCUCAAAGUUCGAAAUCACAGCAGCAUUUUGAGCGCUGCUGUGAACGUUUUUAUGUUUAAUAUAUUCAAAGCACCUUGAAACAGUGGAAAAUUUUCUUUACAAUAGUGUUUAAGAAUUCUUACCUUACCAAGUCGAAGCUGUUUCCCCAAGGGCAGCUUUGGGGAAAAGAUAUAAUGUAACCGCACCUUAUAUAGGCGUAUUACUAUAAACAAAACAAUGGCUGACUGGCUGAAAAUUCGCGCGUUCGCACGAAACCACUCUAGACGAACAAAAAUUUAGACAUGUAGCCGUUCCAAAAUUUGAGCUCGAAAACGAGGUCAAAUUUUUAGCUUGAACGUUUGAAAAUUUGACCGGCGUGGUGUGAACACCUUAACCGUCUAAAUUUCGAACGGCAAAGGCGUGGUUACAUGGAUAGGUGGUAACUCAACUGCAAGACACCAUUUUGGAUUUGCUAAAGUAGCGCUCUGCGCGUGGGCAGAUAGUAAAUCCACUGAAAGAAGUUGAAAUUUAACUCCGUUUGGUUCGGUCUUCUUCUUCCUUGGAAAUCACGAUGCGUCCACGAUUCUCUGGUAGGAAUCGCGGGCGCAUCGAGACUCGGGGAUCCAGUUUAUCUCCUCCCCUGAAGCAAGAGAGAGACCCUGGAAACGAAGUUGCUACUCGAAAUUAACUGUCUAUUUGUACGUCUUUGAUUACAAUAUUUGUCAGACGUAUUCUUAUUCUUUUCACAGAAUUUUGUUAUAUGCCUGGAGAUGUUCAUCUUUGCCAUUGCUCAUUACUACGUCUUCUCCCACAAACCCUAUGUGGAUCCAUUCUCACCCCCUCCUCCCUGCUGCGCCUCUUUUGCUUCCAUGUGGGAUGUUUCAGACGUGCGCGAUGACCUGCUGCAGCACGUGCAGAGCGUGGGAAGCACGGUGCGGGGGACAGUCGUGCGAAACAAACGCCGUGAAACCGCGGCCUCGGGAACGGCAAACAGUGAAGUAACCGCUUUACUGGAAAGUGAGAUUUGCGAAAACUUUUCCUCUGAUGAGGGCCCCAUUCUUGAUUGA